AGUCUAGAGCUCACGUCAAAAGGUGUAAACACACAACUGAAGGGUAAACAAAGCGGCGCAGUAUUUAUCUCCAACACGCGCGCUUUCAAGCGUACAAAUCCUACUUGUAACUUCAUGUAACAUCAGGUACCAUCGGACGUACGAUGAAAAGGCUGGUGAUUAUUAAUACUAUCAAGCAAACUCGGAAUAUUGUCCCGGAACAUAGCCAAGACAUUGGUCGCGGGAAGUUUCUGGAGUGCGAUGAUAAACGUAUUUCUCGAACUCAUGGCCGGAUUUCGAAGGAAUUGAAGGGCUCCAAAUUGCUGCUGCGACUGGAGUCUUUGCACAUAAAUUCAAUCUUUUGUCAAAAAAAAGAUUGCACCACGGAUUACAUACUGAAAAAGAAUGAAACUAUAAUGCUAGAAGUCGGAGACAAGUUUCGGCUUCUUCAAGAUGGCGAUUGGUUUGAGGUGGGAGAAGACACCACCGAAAUAGAUUCACAAAAUACAGACAUGUCCGUGGAAAUGGAGAGUGAAAAUUCGACAUUACAGGAUAGCAUACAGUCCAAGCGAAAACAUGAAGCAGAAAGCGCUGAAGACACAUCGAAAAAGCAACGAAUAGCAAGUGAGGAUAAUUGUGAGGAACCGUCAACUUCUUCACAAUCUCUACCAGCCAAUGACUCUACCAAUGCUGAAAAAAUGGUUUGUCCCGAAACUAACUCACCCGAUACAGAAGCCACUUCGUCAGUUGAUGUUAAACCGGACCCCGAUAAUUUGCCUACCAGUAGUACCAUCCCGCAAGUGCAGAUCAAACCUGAUCCAGACGCACCAGGUUGCAACACAGACUCGAAUAUUAACGGUCCGGGAACAUCCGGGGGCUCUACAGCCGACAAUGGGCCUCCUGUAGCUAUUAAACCUGAUCCGGAUGGAACAGGAGACAAAGCGGGACUGGGCGCCUUGCCUCCAGGCGAUGCUAAUGCUGCCGUGCUACGCCCCUCGUGCGACUUCGGAAUACGAUGCUAUCGAGCCGGUCAAGAACAUCGUAGUGCGUACGCCCACCCGGGUGAUCUUGACUACCGAAGACCGAACCUACCGCCACCUCCACCGGGAUCACCGAUGUGUCCAUUCGGGGCACGAUGUUACAGGCGAAAUCCGCAGCAUUUUCGUGAAUAUGAUCAUCCAGAUCCGAAUGCUGAGUUAGUACGUCCACCAAGGCGCUUUGGGGCGUUCCAAAGGUUCCAAAGGGUAGAAGAUUUAUACAAUCCAUCUGAUGAAUACGAUUCUGACGAUGAUUUCGAUGCUUCAUCUUUGGACGAUUACUUCCCUGACGUGGACUAUUACAGCGAUGAAUAUGAAAGCGAGGGUGACAAUUACGAUGAUAGUGGUCUGGAUUGUUAAAGUUGUGCAGAUACUGUAUGUAUUAUCUUAAGGUGAUUACUGAUCAGGAAUUAGGUUAUAAUGAAUGUGAAUAAAACACCGAAAUGUUCUUGUUUUA
Messenger RNA from Anopheles funestus (African malaria mosquito), 1473 nucleotides. RefSeq names its product aprataxin and PNK-like factor. Gene Ontology annotation, molecular function: 3'-5' exonuclease activity; DNA-(apurinic or apyrimidinic site) endonuclease activity; protein binding. Gene Ontology annotation, biological process: double-strand break repair. Bases 144 to 1376 code for a protein of 410 amino acids. The record is from RefSeq and is a predicted model, not a curated record. The transcript has 3 exons. Lineage: Eukaryota; Metazoa; Arthropoda; Insecta; Diptera; Culicidae. Gene Ontology annotation, cellular component: site of double-strand break; nucleus.